AGCAGAGACCCGAACCCAAAUCCAAACCCCUCCCCUCUUCUUCCUCCUGCUCUUCCGCUCCUAGGGUUUUGCCUGCCGUCAGCGACGCCGCGAUGGAUCCCACCUCGUCGUCGGCGAUGGCGAAGCAGACGUGGGAGCUGGAGAACAACAUCCCGGCGAAGGUCAUCGACCCGGAGGCGAUGGACGAGGUCUACCGCUUCGACGAGGUGGCGAACGCCCGGGCGCUGCAGCAGAAGCCUUGGGCGAACGACCCCCACCACUACCGCCGCGUCAGGAUCUCCGCCCUCGCGCUCCUCAAGAUGGUCGUCCACGCCCGCUCCGGGGGCACCAUCGAGAUCAUGGGCCUCAUGCAGGGCAAGGUCGACGGCGACACCAUGGUCGUCAUGGACGCCUUCGCGCUCCCCGUCGAGGGCACCGAGACCAGGGUUAACGCCCAGGCUGACGCCUACGAGUACAUGGUCGAUUACUCCACCAUCAACAAGCAGGCUGGAAGGUUGGAAAAUGUGAUUGGCUGGUAUCACUCACACCCUGGUUAUGGAUGCUGGCUGUCAGGCAUUGAUGUUUCAACUCAGAUGCUUAAUCAGACGUAUCAAGAGCCAUUCUUGGCUGUUGUGAUAGACCCUACAAGGACUGUUUCUGCUGGUAAAGUGGAGAUUGGAGCUUUUAGGACAUAUCCGAAAGAUUACAAGCCACCGGAUGAUCCUAUUUCUGAGUACCAGACCAUACCACUCAACAAGAUUGAAGAUUUUGGUGUCCACUGCAAACAGUACUAUCCUUUGGAUAUAACAUACUUCAAGUCAUCCCUGGACUCUCACCUCCUUGAUCUACUCUGGAACAAGUACUGGGUCAACACAUUAUCUUCAUCACCACUUCUGGGCAACAGGGAUUAUGUUGCCGGACAGAUCUUUGAUUUAGCUGAUAAACUAGAGCAAGCUGAAGGGCAACUGGCACACAGUAGAUUCGGCAUGCUUAUGUCAUCACAACGAAAGAAAGAGCCAGAGGACUCUCCGCUGGCUAAGGUUACCCGGGAUAGCUCCAAAAUUACUGCCGAACAGGUUCAUGGUCUCAUGUCACAAGUCAUAAAGGACAUUCUCUUCAACUCAGUGCACCCGUCAAGUAAGGCAAGCACAAGUGCUCCAGAAUCACCUGUGCCCGAGCCUAUGGUUGAAACUUGACUCUGGUGAAAUGCUUUACAUGCUAGGCUGUUUGGAUGCUGGAUUAACUGACACUCGGCUUGUGAGCUGUUUUAUCACUUUAAAAUUGUUGCCAGCAUACCCAUCUCAAACCGCGUAAGCUGAGUUUCUUAUGCCAAAACUGAAACGAUAUGUAAUUAGGAGUCACCUUUUGUGUCUUUGGCUGACAUUGAGAGGGCUUGUAAUUUACUUUAGGGUCUGCAUGGAGUAAAAACUUCUUGGAUGUACUGCUUAUCUUUGUCAAUGUUGACGGCCUUUCUCUGGUA
Molecule: messenger RNA, 1459 nt
Organism: Brachypodium distachyon (stiff brome)
Lineage: Eukaryota; Viridiplantae; Streptophyta; Magnoliopsida; Poales; Poaceae
Product: COP9 signalosome complex subunit 5a
Exons: 6
Coding region: 93-1175 (360 amino acids)
Biological process (GO): protein deneddylation
Cellular component (GO): COP9 signalosome; cytoplasm
Molecular function (GO): protein binding; metallopeptidase activity; deNEDDylase activity
Source: RefSeq, a predicted model, not a curated record